This is a messenger RNA of Lotus japonicus, 2988 nucleotides long. RefSeq names its product cellulose synthase A catalytic subunit 7 [UDP-forming]-like. Gene Ontology annotation, molecular function: cellulose synthase (UDP-forming) activity. The record is from RefSeq and is a predicted model, not a curated record. The transcript has 10 exons. Gene Ontology annotation, biological process: cellulose biosynthetic process; plant-type primary cell wall biogenesis. Gene Ontology annotation, cellular component: plasma membrane; trans-Golgi network. Bases 50 to 2713 code for a protein of 887 amino acids. NCBI's taxonomy places the organism in Eukaryota, Viridiplantae, Streptophyta, Magnoliopsida, Fabales, Fabaceae.
CUCUCUCUCUACAAUCAUCCACAACCUCUCUUUGUGCUUGCUAGCUGCUAUGGCCUCAAACACCAUGGAUGCCAGCUUAACCACCGGUUCUCACUCCCGACAUAGACCCGGUUUCGCCCAUUGUGACUCAGAUGAGGAAAAUGGAGACUACAAUCAACAGCAGUGGCAACACAAUGAUCAAGCUUUCUCUUUAGCUGGAAGUGUUACUAGCAAGGAUUCUGAAGGACAGAAAGCAUUUUACAGCGAUGCUGAGAAAAGAAAAGAUAGGCAAGAAAAGAGAAGCCUAAUGAGCAAUGACCAAGGAGAAGAUGACUUCCUUUUGGCUGAAUCAAGGCAACCAUUAUGGCGCAAAGUCGCAGUAUCUUCAGGCCUAGUCAACCCGUAUCGCAUAGUGAUAGUCAUGCGUUUUGUGGUCCUUGUUUUCUUCUUCCACUACCGCAUCUCAACUCCAGUACACGAUGCACUGGCCUUAUGGAUAAUCACGGUGGUCUGCGAAAUCUGGCUCGCUUUGUCUUGGCUAGUAGACCAGCUCCCUAAGUGGUUCCCCAUCACCCGUGUAACUUACCUGGAGCGCUUGUCCCUGAGGUUCGAGCGCGAAGGGGAGCCAAAUCUUCUACCUUCGGUCGAUGUCUUUGUUACCACUGCAGACCCUUCGAAGGAACCGCCCAUUGUAACAGCCAACACAGUUCUAUCAGUCUUGUCUGUUGACUAUCCUGUUGACAAGGUUUGCUGCUAUGUCUCAGAUGACAGUGCCUCUAUGCUUCUUUUUGAUACCUUGUCAGCAACUGCUGAGUUUGCAAGAAUCUGGGUUCCUUUUUGUAACAAGUAUAAGAUUGAGCCUCGUGCACCUGAGUUCUAUUUCUCUCAGAAAGUUGAUUACUUGAAAGAUAAGGUUCACCCCACAUUUGUAAAGGAUCGCAGGGCCAUGAAGAGAGAGUAUGAAGAAUUCAAGGUGAAAAUUAAUGUACUGGUUGCAAAAGCUCAGAAAAAACCAGAAGAGGGGUGGGUGAUGCAAGAUGGCAACCCAUGGCCUGGGAACAACACUGACAAUCAUCCAGCAAUGGUUCAGGUGAGUCUGGGAAGUGCUGGUGCACUGGACAGUGAAGGCAGAGAACUGCCUCGGUUUGUGUAUGUUGCACGGGAGAAACGUCCGCGCUAUCAAGACCACAGGAAAGCCGGUGCCAUGAAUUCUCUGGUUCGAGUUUCUGCUGUGCUGAGCAAUGCACCAUUUGUGUUGAAUCUGGAUUGUGAUCAAUACAUCAAUAACAGCAAGGCACUUAGAGAAGCUAUGUGCUUUUUAAUGGAUCCUCAACUUGGAAAGAAGCUAUCUUUUGUACAAUUUCCGCGAAGGUUCGAUGCCAUCGAUUCCAAUGAUCGAUAUGCAAACCGGAACACUGUAUUCUUUGAUAUCACCAUGAAAUGCCUUGAUGGGGUUCAAGGUCCAAUGUAUGUUGGUUCUGGAUGUGUGUUCAACAGGCAGGCAUUGUACGGCUAUAAGCCACCAUCUGAGAAAACACCAAAGGAAAGUUAUGGUGGCUCUCAUUCCACAUUUGAUAUUGAAGAGAUUGAUGAAGGGCCUGAAGGAUUUGAUGAGAAAGAGCAAUCAUCCUUCUUGUCCCUGAAAGUUGUCAAGAAAAGAUUUGGAAUGUCUCCGGUUUUCAUUGCUUCAGCUUUGAUGGAAGAUGGUGGACUUCCAAAAGGCACCAAUACCAGAUUACUGAUCAAGGAAGCCAUUCAUGUUAUAAGCUGUGGCUAUGAAGAGAAAACUGAAUGGGGCAAAGAGAUUGGGUGGCUUUAUGGCUCAGUCACAGAAGACAUCUUAACCGGGUUUAACAUGCAUUGCAGAGGAUGGAAAUCAGUGUACUGCAUGCCUAAGAGAGCAGCUUUUAAAGGAUCUGCUCCUAUAAAUCUAUCAGACAGAUUACACCAAGUUCUGAAAUGGGCUUUGGGUUCCACUGAGAUUUUCUUUAGUGGCUAUUGCCCUUUGUGGUAUGGAUAUAGUGGAAAACUGAAGUUGCUGCAGAGGCUAGCUUACACUAAUGCCAUUGUUUAUCCAUUCACUUCCAUCCCUCUGCUGAUAUACUGUACAAUUCCAGCUAUCUGUCUUCUGACUGGAAAGACCAUCAUCCCCGCUAUGACAAACCUUGCUAGCAUUUGGUUAAUGGCUCUCUUUAUCUCCAUGAUUUUGACUUGUAUGCUUGAGCUUCGUUGGAGUGGGGUUAGCAUUCAGGACUGGUGGCGCAACGAACAAUUCUGGAUCAUUGGAGGUGUCUCUGCACAUCUUUUUGCUGUGUUUCAAGGUCUCCUUAAAGUUGGUGGAGUAGACAAUAAAGUCAUUGUAAGAACAAAAUCAACAGAUGACACUGUAUUGGGACAGUUGCAUCUCUUCAAGUGGACCACUCUUCUAAUCCCACCAACAAGUCUUGUAAUCUUGAAUAUGGUGGGAAUUGUGGCUGGACUCUCUAGUGCCAUUAACAAAGGCUAUGCCUCAUGGGGACCUUUAUUUGGGAAGCUUUUUUUCUCCUUCUGGGUCAUUGUGCACUUGUAUCCUUUCCUCAAAGGUCUAAUGGGAAGGCAAAACAGAACACCUACUAUAGUAGUUCUCUGGUCAACACUUCUAGCAUUAGUUUUCUCAAUGAUUUGGGUGAGAAUUGAUUUUUUCUUGCCCAAGCAAACAGGUCCAGUACUCAAACAAUGUGGGAUAGAGUGCUAAGGUGGUGGAUACAUGACGCAUUCUUCCCAUUCGUCUAUCCUGGUUCUUUUGUUGGAAAGCAUUUACACCUUUGAUGAGAAAGUGAGCAUUCAAUAUAGAUUAUAGCCUUAAAAGUUGUGUUACCAGGUCAUAUAUGCAGAGGUUGUGUACUUGAUAAAUAUGAUUUAUGGUGCAAGAUUCAUCAAUUAAAAUAUGAUUUCUUGUAAUCUCAUUUGACACGCCAGAUAUGUAAUGUAAAUCUCAAGAUUUCAAUAAUAUCCUCUGAUUACUCUACA